AAUACGGGUAGGAAACAAAAAUAACGAAUACUUGAAGGUCCAAAGUGGCGUGAUAUUCACCUUGCUAAUGUGUUUGUGUUAGUAUAUUUUUGUCCAGUUUAUUUAGUUAGUCUUAACAUUCCACAAUGAGUAGAUAUAUCCUUCCUGCGUCUAUAUUCGGGACUGUUUUUGGCGGUGCAGUACUGCUAAAGAACCAUUUGACAGGAGGCACCUGCCCAAGUAAAGCCAGGAUCCCUGGAAAGACGGUGGUUAUAACUGGAGCCAACACCGGGAUUGGGAAAGAGACGGCCCGAGAGCUGGCCAGGAGAGGAGGAAGGAUUAUUAUGGGAUGUCGAGACAUGGGGAAGUGUGAAGAAGCAGCACGUGAGAUCAGAGGUUCCACCCUGAACCCUCACGUUUACGCCAGACACGUUGACCUGGCUUCAAUUAAAUCCAUACGGAGCUUUGCUGAGAAGAUCAACCAGGAAGAGGAACGAGUGGACAUUCUGAUCAAUAAUGCUGCGGUGAUGAGGUGUCCUCCAGGGAAGACCGAAGAUGGCUUUGACAUGCAGCUUGGAGUCAACUACCUAGGCCAUUUCCUCCUGACCAAUCUGCUGCUGGAUAAGCUGAGAGACUCCGCCCCCAGCAGAGUCAUCAACCUGUCGUCUUUGGCGCACAUCAUUGGCGAGAUUGACUUCGAGGACUUGAACUGGGACAAGAAGACGUUUAACACGAAGAAGGCGUAUUGUCGGAGCAAACUCGCCAUCGUCCUGUUCACACGAGAGCUCGCACGCAGGCUCGAGGGUACUGGGGUCACGGUAAACGCCCUGCACCCUGGAGUCGUCGCCACAGAGCUGGGUAGACACACAGGCAUGCACCAAUCGCAGUUCUCCAGCACUGUACUCAGUCCGUUCUUCUACCUGCUGAUAAAGUCACCCGAACUCGGCGCCCAACCAAGCGUUUACCUUGCCGUCGCCGAGGAGCUGACGAGCGUGAGCGGUCGUUACUACGACGUUAUGAAGGAGAAAGAGCCCGCCCCUCAGGCUCUGGACCAGGAAGUGGCAGUCAAACUCUGGGAUAUCAGUGCUUCUUUGGUGGGUUUAGAGACCACCGUUUCUGUACCAACCUCUUCUCCAGAGACUGUAACGCCUGUUAAAGUUCUGCCCGAGGAGAUUCAGACACACCAGUCAGAGCCUACCGCUGCUUUGACGAACGUGUAAGACUGACGUGACCGGCAUUACGGACCAUAACACUGCUAUGAUUGUGUUAAAUGACUUGAUUUGUCAGUCUAAACUGUUUAAGGUGCUUUCUUUGGAGGUCACACAAACCAAGCAAAGACCUGUAAUAUGUAACAAUAACAGUCUUUUUACAAUACACUUAAGGUGGAACUACUUUUUCCUGUUCCAGGGGUUACUAAUAAAAGUAUUUAUUUAAAGCAACGUUCACGGUUUCUAUGUGUUAUCGGGAAUAUAACUUUGUGUUGAUGAUGAAAUGUUUUACUAGUCAUUACUUUAUUAUAGGAAGGCUCACAUUAUAGGUUCGUUUUCCUAAUGUAAAGCAACGUAACACUUGGAGGAAAGUGCUAGCUACCGUCUUCCACAUACACGAGCCCACAGAUUGGCUAAUCCCGCUGUGAUUGACAAAUGAGAGAGAGAGAGAGAGAGAGAGAGAGCGCGCGCGCGCAUGCCGUCCCUCGGGUUUGUGAUGUAGUUUGAUGCACAUAAAGUUGAUUUAUGGAAAGUUGAUUCAUGAUUAUCAGAUUAUUAUCAGAUUGCUUUUAUUUUUGACAUUUCAUAAACCGCAGUACUUUGUAGCCUACAAAUUUUACAUGAUCAUACACAGUGGGUAAUGCAUGUUUAUAAUAUUUACAGAUAUUUGCACGUUACUAAAACAGUGCAAGAAAGCACAAAAACAAAUGCUCCAUGCCCCAAUGCGCGCAGGCCACGAUGCACAACGUUAACCCAACUAAACCGUCAAACCCAACAAUUUACUAGGACUGACAUACGG
Messenger RNA from Ictalurus furcatus (blue catfish), 1986 nucleotides. RefSeq names its product retinol dehydrogenase 13-like. The transcript is spliced from 7 exons. The coding region runs from base 126 to 1199 and encodes 357 amino acids. Lineage: Eukaryota; Metazoa; Chordata; Actinopteri; Siluriformes; Ictaluridae. The record is from RefSeq and is a predicted model, not a curated record.